AUGGCGGGUUCGUCCUCAAAGGGGCUUCGAGGCAAACUUUCUCGAGGAGGAAUUUUGGUGUAUUUCUGCGUCUGGCUCUUUCAGCCGACAGCCUCAAUGCGCAUGGCUGGUGCACCUGCGUGGCUCGAGACACCCCAGGCGCCUUCGGGCAUUUCUCUCUUCCCUCCCCGCACCCUUGCAGAGCGUUCGGAAAAACAUCGCCAGCAAGGCGAAGCCGCUAAGCUCUUCCGCGUCUCAGGAUUCCGCCCGCUGCCCCUCAAAUUCGCCGCUCGAAAAGACUUCAUCGAGACUUCCCCCUUAAAGGCAACUAAAGGCCUUCCACGAGAUACCGGGGUCUGUGCGGAGGGCGAGAUUCUCGCCAAGAAGGCUGCCCCGCACCAGCCGCGCAGGGGGGGGAGCCCGUCGACUUCUGCUGGGAGGCGGCUUCCAGCAAGCUUCUGCGAAGGGGGUGUGGAGAUCGACGCUGAGGAUGGCGUGCAGAGGAGGGCUGCUCUGGCGCUGCGGCUGGAAGUUUUGCGGAAGGCGAAGGCGAAGGAAGAAGCUCGCAGUGCCUUCCCUGUUGCCCUCCGCAUACCACACCCAGAGCUGGUUGCCGGGGUCUCCUACCGUCGCUUGGGCAACCCGAUGCCACAGCAAAAACAGCAGCAGCAAAAACAGCAGCAACAAAAACAGCAGCAACAAAAUCAGCAGCAACAAAAUCAGCAGCAACAAAAUCAGCAGCAACAAAAUCAGCAGCAACAAACCACAGGGCCUUUGGUGAGCUCGCUCUGCGUGGGAACUUCUCUAAUUGGCGGCAACGUCAUGCAAGAUGACGACUCGGCCUUCAAGAUGCUUUGUUCUGCAUACGAGGAAUAUGGCAUCAACUUUUAUGACGUUGGCGAGUUGGACCCCCUGCCCCACUCCCCCCAGCACCACGGCAGCGGUCACAGCGGGGUGCUUCGCCAGUUUUUUCGGAAAUAUCGCGGUCUAGGAGGAAGCGAAGGGGCCCCCUCCUCUGCCGCAGUAGCAACUGCUGCUGCUGCUGCUGCACCGGAAGACGAGGGAGCUUUGCGUGCCGAAGCGCAGCGUCUCUGCGUCUCCGUGCGGCUGCUCAGCGGCUCUGUGGGGCCUUUCGACUAUGAGCGUUUCGCUCUCGAGAGGAAGCGGCGCGAAGCCACAGCCUGCGUUGCCGCGUGGGAAGCUGCAGCUGCAGGCGCUGACAGAUCCGAAAUUGCAGCCGUGGCAGCUGCUGCCGUCGAGGCUGCAGCUACAGCCGUAGGCAGAGACACGGAAGGCUCCACGCGCUGGGCAAGAGCGACGGGCUGGUGGGCACGGGGGGAUCGUGGAGUCUCAAGACUAACAGCGAAAGCCCUCGAGGCAGCUGUUGACGGCAUGUUGGAUCGUCUGGGAGUCGACUGCAUCGACCUCCUCCAGCUUGCCGAGCCACACCGCUACGUUCCCCGCCACAGCAUGGGGGAAGACACGUACUGCUGGGGACUCGAAAGACCGGCGGAAGAAUCGGUGUCCAUUGAGGAGCAACUCGAGAUGCUCUCGGGCCUUAUUCGAAAAGGCAAGGUGCGCUACAUAGGCGUCAGCAAUGAGACGGCGUAUGGAGUCUUCAAGUGGGUGCAAGCUGCAGAAGAGAUGGGGUUGCCACGGAUCGUAGCUUCCCAGCACCUCUACAAUAUCAUGCACCGCAACGAGCUCGAAACCUCCGGAAUUCCUGAGAUGGCGUUUCGCCUUGGCGUGCCGGUACUGGCAUAUGGGACACUUGCUGGAGGCAUUCUAACGGGGAAGUAUCUUGAUCCUGAGCGAUUUCAUUCAAAAGGUCCUGACGUGAGGCAGGGGCAAGAUGAGCUGGAAAGCGGCGUUGGAACGUAUCGAUACAAGGUGCCUGAAGACUUUGGUUACUUGUCGUAUGGCCCUUCGACAGGACGCGCCAAUCUGUGGCCUUCAACCUACCACACCCACAGGUCCGUUUGGAGUCAGUGGCUGAUGGGGGAACUCAUCAAGGCGGGCCGAGUCUACGGUCUUACAGCGGCGCAACUAGCGCUCAGCUGGGUGUACUCUCGCCCUUUCGUUGCCUCUACGAUCAUCGGUCCGAGGACUAUGGGUCAGCUGCGGGAAAGCGUGCGUACCCAAAACUAUGCGCUGCCUCCGUCCUUGGAGCGCCAUCUUCAUGAGCUGUAUCUACACUACUCCGCGCCAACAAUGGGCGGUCCUCAGUUGCUGAGCCAGCUCCCCGACGAAGAAGCAAAGGUGCAGCCGCCGAUACCGCAGUCCGAUUUCAUGAAGUGGGGGAAGCAGCCGAUAUGGAGUGGUGGGACGUACUGGGAAAACUGGCCGCAGCCCUUGCUAGCAGAAAAGGUGGCAUACUUUGACCGAGAGAACUUGGCGCGCGAAGUUAGGGGUGCCGCCGGAGCGCUAGACGAUCCCUCAGACGAGGGUGUCAUCAAUCUGCGAUUAUGGAGAGAGAGGCUCGAUGAAGGCCUUCCCGGCGAGUACUUUGCCGUCAAAGAGCAACAGCUGUUUGGAUGGGACACGCAUACUGUGGAUGGCGACAUGCUACGCGAUAUGACGCCUGAGGAACGACAAGAGCAGCACCACAUGGACUGGCAUUUAUGCUGGAAAGGAGGCAAGGUGCACCGCGUGCCUACGACGGAUGCCAUGAAAGCCUUCUACAACAACCGCAAGGCCACCAGCGAAGUCAUUCACAAAAACUUCAAGGCCUUCAAGGACUUGACGCUACACCGUGAACAGCUUGGAGAGCUCGUGCCAGAGUUGUGGAAUCGAUGGGACUAUGAUCUGAUCGCAAGGAAGUGCAAGGAGAAGCAUGGCAUCGACAUAAACGACCCCCAGCUGUGGGAAGACGUGGAAUUCGGAGGAACCAAUGCGACGCGCAAGGAUCACGAACGCAUAGCCUACACCCGACCCUUCUGGUACUUCGAACAUGGCGGCUAUCCGGACAAACCGGUCGAGCAACAGACAGGCGCAGAGUCAGAUUCUUGA
This is a messenger RNA of Cyclospora cayetanensis, 2988 nucleotides long. RefSeq lists its product as uncharacterized. Bases 1 to 2988 code for a protein of 995 amino acids. NCBI's taxonomy places the organism in Eukaryota, Apicomplexa, Conoidasida, Eucoccidiorida, Eimeriidae. The transcript is spliced from 19 exons. The record is from RefSeq and is a predicted model, not a curated record.